Orbicella faveolata is the source of this 2794-nucleotide messenger RNA. Its product is annotated as cell adhesion molecule DSCAM-like. Gene Ontology annotation, biological process: cell-cell adhesion. NCBI's taxonomy places the organism in Eukaryota, Metazoa, Cnidaria, Anthozoa, Scleractinia, Merulinidae. The record is from RefSeq and is a predicted model, not a curated record. Gene Ontology annotation, molecular function: protein binding.
CCCUUUGGUUUAUUUUUGAUUAACUGAAACAAUUUUGCAAAUAACUGAAACAAUUUCACAAUUGCAGUUGUACCAGAAGUGACGAUUAUUGGUGUUCAAGUACAGUUUGUGAUUAAAGGAAGACAAUUACUGUUGACAUGUCAGUAUAAUGCUUUGCCACCAGUGUCUGAAGUGCGGUGGGAAAAAGCUGGAAUUGUGAUAGCAAGAAAUGCUAGUGUGGAGAGUAAUGACUCACGAGUGACUAUUCCACAUUACAAUCAAAGUCAAGGACAGCUGGCAAUAAAUGCAACUACACCACAAGAUGCUGGGUAUUACACCUGUGUCGUUAUUAAUGAUGCUGGUAAUUCAUCAGAUACCAAAUCAGUUGUUAUUCAAGUGGAACCAAACCCACCAUUGAAUGUGGCAGUUGGCUCAAAGAGCGCUCGAGUAGUGAACAUUUCCUGGAUUGCUGGUUUUGAUGGGAACAGUGCAAUUCAGAACUACACAGUAAAGAGAAGUCUAGAUAAUGCAGACUUUGAAGAUCCUCUCUGUCAAGGAUCCCUGUCAGAUAGUUCCUGUGUGGUGCCCAGUACAAAUGCUUCUCUUGAAAACCUCUCCCCUUGGACAUUAUAUUACUUUAAAGUGUUCGCAAGAAACAUGGUUGGCACUAGUGAUGGGAGUCCUGUAGUGAAUGCUACCACAGAUGAAGAAGAGCCUGGUGUUGCACCUGAAAAUGUGACAGGACAGAGCAACAGCUCAACCAGCAUCUUAGUCAUGUGGGAUAAAGUUCCAUCUGAUCAACAGAAUGGCAUCAUCACGGGUUACACCAUUACUUACCACUCACAAACAGAAAAUGACAAAGGGAAUGUUCUAGCUGGUCCUGAUGAUCGUCAAAAGGAAUUGGCAAAUCUAAAGGAGUGGGUCAACUACAAUAUAACAGUGUUUGCAUCUACCGUCAAAGGAGCUGGACCAGCCAGUGAUCCUGUUAUUGUUGUUCGAACAGAUCAGGAUAAGCCUGCAGCUGCACCAGUCGAUGUGAGAGGGCAUAAAAGCAGCUCAACCAGCAUUUUUGUUCAGUGGAAUGAAGUUCCAGCUGCUGAUCAGAAUGGUGUCAUCUUGACUUACACUAUCACCUAUCAGUCACUAACAACGAAGCACAAUGGCAGUGUUACAGUCAACUAUCCAGAACUUCAAAAGAAUGUGACACAUUUACAAGAUUAUACAAACUACAGCAUACGUGUGUAUGCAUCCACUGAGAAGGGAAAUGGACCUUCCAGUGAUCCUAUUGUUGUCGUCACCGAUCAGGAAGAACAACCCACUAUCACUGUACAACCACAAGCUCAUGAAAAAACUGAGGGAGACACCGUUACUUUAUCUUGUAAGGCUGAUGGUAAUCCAGUACCGACAAUAUCAUGGACUGUAAAUGGGUCCCCAAUAAGUGUAAGAGACAAUUCCAGGAUCAGUUUUUCAGAAAACAAACAGCAGUUGACAGUAAGGAAUGUGGAAAGAACAGACAGCGGAGUCUACAGAUGUGUGGCGAGCAACAAAUUUGGAAAUGCUACAUCCGAUGCUGCUUCACUGGAUAUUCAAUUUGCACCUGAGAUCUCCAAACGUCCAAAGGAUACUCGGGCAGUGGAAGGACAAGAUGUUGUUUUCCACUGUUUGGUAGAAGGAAAUCCAAAACCGAGUGUUGGGUGGACAAAAAAUGAAGAAGAAUUGAAUUUAGCAGCAAAUCCACGACUAAGCUCAGCUAUAAUAGACGACACACAUAAUUUGACAAUAACUGAUGUUCAUCUACCAGACGCUGGUCAAUACAGAUGUCUAGCUAAUAACAGUGUCGGUCAAACUACUUCAUCUGCCGCGACGCUUAUAGUGGAAGAAUAUUGUAAGUAUUGAAGCCAAUUCACCAAUCAAUCAAAAACCGCGGCAAUGGAUUUUCAUCUUUUUCGACUUCAAUAGGAAAGGGAAUUUGUUAAUUUUCCAAUGCAAGCAAGUUGCAAGCAAGUUUGCUUGGCUGAAAUUACCAGCUCAUGCUUUCGGAGCGAAGGGUACAGUACCUUACGGAACUUUACGACUCGAGAUGUGCCUUAACGAAUUCUAAUUCACAAGCCGGAUUUCUGGUGCAUAGAACCAAACCUUAAGCAAAAACACGGUAACCCAGAUUUUUAACGCAAAAAUUAGAACCGUGCCUUAAUUUACCUAAGUUCACAACUCAUAUUACCAAUUUAACAUAUGAAUUGUGUGUUACAGAAAUUCGUAACUUGGAUGUUUCAAUGUAAGCUGAAAUCUGAGUUGCUCCUCAUUUGAAUUCACGACACGCAUUUCCACUGUUCAAGGAGUGCUUUGUGGAAAUGCACAGGUCGAACUUUCAAAGUGUGAGUUAUAAGAACUUGCUAACCGGAGUUUUUACUUCAAAAAUUCAGAUUUGCAAGUAUGUCACUAAAAUUCACAACUCGUAUUCUUACUCGUAAGUGUCAAAAAAUCGGAGUUGCGUUAUUCGAAACAAAGCAAAAUUACAGCUGUGUUGCAUUGUAUUUGUUACAAAGAUGCACUACUUGAAUUUUGGGAUGAACUUCAAAUCCUUGAGGUGCUUUAUCGAAAUUUACAAUUCCGAUUUCCAUGGCAGAAAUCCGAAUUGUGAAUUCAUUGCAGCAAUGUGAGACCCAUGCCAAUUUUUGCUUAAAACAUUAGAUUUGUGCUUUAUUGAAAUUUCCAUCUGUAAUUUUGAUUUAAAAUUGCUAGUUUAAGGUUUUGUGAGUUGUUUUUUCAACCAGGCCCAGGAUUCGGCUGGAAUGCUUCUUUUUUUGAUAAGAUG